AUGGUCAACGUACCUAAAACCUGGAGGACUUUCUGUAAGAAGUGUGGAAAGCAGCAGCCCCACAAAGUGACCCAGUAUAAGAAGGGCAAGGAUUCCCUCUAUGCCCAGGGAAAGAGGUGCUAUGAUAGGAAACAGAGUGGCUAUGGUGGGCAAACAAAGCCAAUUUUCUGGAAGCAGGAUGAAACCACAAAGAAGAUUGUGCUGAGGCUUGAAUAUGUUGAGCCCAACUGCAGAUCCAAGAGGAUGCUGGCCAUUAAGAGAUGCAAGCAGAGAUAA
This is a messenger RNA of Phacochoerus africanus (Common warthog), 276 nucleotides long. RefSeq names its product 60S ribosomal protein L36a-like. The record is from RefSeq and is a predicted model, not a curated record. Gene Ontology annotation, biological process: translation. Gene Ontology annotation, cellular component: ribosome; cytosolic large ribosomal subunit. NCBI's taxonomy places the organism in Eukaryota, Metazoa, Chordata, Mammalia, Artiodactyla, Suidae. Gene Ontology annotation, molecular function: structural constituent of ribosome. The coding region runs from base 1 to 276 and encodes 91 amino acids. The transcript has a single exon.